This is a messenger RNA of Perognathus longimembris pacificus (Pacific pocket mouse), 1382 nucleotides long. RefSeq names its product transmembrane protein 199 (gene Vma12). Bases 18 to 644 code for a protein of 208 amino acids. Gene Ontology annotation, cellular component: endomembrane system. The transcript has 6 exons. Gene Ontology annotation, biological process: vacuolar proton-transporting V-type ATPase complex assembly. NCBI's taxonomy places the organism in Eukaryota, Metazoa, Chordata, Mammalia, Rodentia, Heteromyidae. The record is from RefSeq and is a predicted model, not a curated record.
CUGACAGUCGACUAGAUAUGGCGUCUUCAUUGCUUGCCGGCGAGCGCCUGGUGCGCGCUCUGGGACCCGGCGGGGAGCUAGAGUCCGAGCAGCUACCUCGGAAGCUACGUGAACAGCUCGAGGCCGCGCUGAGGAAGAAGACCACUGGCGGUAGUGGCACCCUUGACUCCCGACGCGUGGUUUCUUUCCGGCUGAUCCGGGAUCUGCACAAGCACCUGAGAGAACGGGAUUCUACACUGUACCUUCAUGAACUCCUAGAAGGCAGUGAAAUCUAUCUCCCAGAGGUUGUGAAGCCUCCCCGGAACCCAGAGCUAGUUGCCCGGCUAGAGAAGAUUAAGAUACAGUUGGCCAAUGAGGAAUAUAAGCGGAUCACUCGCAAUGUCACCUGUCAGGAUUCACGGUAUGUUGGGACUCUCAGUGACCUUGGAAAGCAAGUAAGGACAGUGAAAUCUCUGGUUAUCACCAUCUUCAACUUCAUUGUCACGGUGGCAGCUGCCUUCGUCUGCACUUACCUUGGAAGCCAAUAUAUCUUCACAGAAAUGGCCUCGAGGGUGCUGGCUGCCUUGAUCGUUGCCUCAGUGGUGGGUCUGGCUGAACUCUAUGUCAUGGUACGAGUAAUGGAAGGAGAGUUGGGCGAGCCGUAACUGAUGCUUCAUUGUCAUGUCUGGAGAUGUUUUUUGGGGGCCCUGCCUUUUACCUGUCAAUCACUGAGUCUCGUUCAGCCUAUGAGGCUCUUUGUACUCAGCUCCAGGUAGAAAACCAGACCAGGUCACCUGGUAUUCUUGCAGAAAGCUGUAAAGGAGAUUCAAACUAUAGCACUUCCUGAAAACUGGAAGAACUGGUUUAAUUCCUUCUUCUGAACCUCAAUUCUGCCUUCUCUAGUCCAUUCUAGAACCUAUAGAACUGGGUUUUUCCAUUGGGAGGAAAUAGAAUUCAGGCCUGUGCAAUACUUCCUUCAGUUUGCCCAAGUUCACAGUUAAUCAUCAUCCUUCAUCCACACAUCUUUGGUAUAAGCCUGUAAUUGGGAACAGAAGCCUCCAAGAAAGUAGAAAGACUCUCUCUCCAGUUUAUGCUGGACAAGAACAGAGGAAAGGGCAGAAAUCAAAUAAGAGAAAGAUGAGUUGGUAGAGGCUAGUGGAACCAGGAAACAGGCAGCUAUCUUUUUCGAAAAGGAAAUGGUAUCAGGCAAAAUAAACAGAGACCAAAUGACUGGCCGUGGCUCUUCCUUAUUAAGUGGGGCCAAAGAUUCCAAUGUGGUCCUGAUUUCUCUGUGUAUUGUUAAACUUAUGAGAACUUGCUGGUGUAAUGACAGUGUCUACAUAAGGCAUUUGAAGGGUUUAGCUUCAGUGUUUAUUCAAUAAAUAUUUAUUGUGUGCAGUACA